This is a messenger RNA of Gossypium arboreum, 875 nucleotides long. Its product is annotated as putative calcium-binding protein CML23. Lineage: Eukaryota; Viridiplantae; Streptophyta; Magnoliopsida; Malvales; Malvaceae. The transcript has a single exon. Gene Ontology annotation, molecular function: enzyme regulator activity; calcium ion binding. The coding region runs from base 352 to 765 and encodes 137 amino acids. The record is from RefSeq and is a predicted model, not a curated record.
GAUGACGUUUUUUCACAAAAGAAAGUAGAAUAGAAUGUUGUAGGCUAAGGUCGCCAUUUCGCCCUUGUUUCCUUUUUUUCCUUUUUUCCAUAUGACAGGCAAUUUACAUGAAACAACUUAGAAAGCAACAAUUCAGCUUACUUCCCAUUUUUGUAUCUUCUUUUUUCUCGUUUUGAUUGAAGAUUCGCAGUACUUUCCUCUUAAUAUAAGAGACGACUGCAUUAAAACCUUAACUCUCUUUUUGUCUAUACAAACUUGGUUCCGAAUACCCAUUUCUGCAAAUCCAACUUAGUUUUCAAUUAUAUCAUCUUUGCUUUAAUUUUCUUUCAUUGUUCAUAUUUGAACCCAAAUAUGAUGAGAAGCGAAGAAUAUAAACGCAUUCUUCGUUGUUUCGACAAAGAUGGAGAUGGGAAAAUUUCAGCGUGGGAGUUAAGGCAUAGACUAGGACGGAUGGGCGGAGAGUUGAUGUUAAAUGAAGAAGAAGCGUUGGGCUGGAACGGGGAUGGGUUAUUAGAUUUGGAGGACGUAAUAGAGUUGAUGGAAGGAGGAGGAGAAGAAGAAGAAAAGAUGAAGGAUUUGAGAGAAGCAUUUGAGAUGUAUGAUGGAGAAGGAAUUGGGUUCAUUACACCCCAAGGACUGAACAAAAUGCUGACAAAACUUGGGGAGUCAAAGUCGAUUGAUGAAUGUAUGGUGAUGAUCAAGCAUUUUGAUAUCAAUGGCGAUGGAGUUAUCACCUAUGAUGAAUUCAGAGUAAUGAUGCAGUAAUAUAUGGCCAUGGUUGUUCCUUUUUUUUCCUUUGCUUUCCAUCUGUGUCAGGGAUCAUCAUUCAUUAUAUUCUUUUAACUAAUAGAAAUUGUUCCAACAAGUUAAAUAUA